Tinamus guttatus (white-throated tinamou) is the source of this 1126-nucleotide messenger RNA. NCBI's taxonomy places the organism in Eukaryota, Metazoa, Chordata, Aves, Tinamiformes, Tinamidae. The record is from RefSeq and is a predicted model, not a curated record.
GAUGUCAUGGCGCCCGCAGUACCGCAGCUCCAAGUUCCGCAACGUCUACGGCAAGGUGGCGAACCGGGAGCACUGCUUCGACGGCAUCCCCAUCACCAAGAACGUGCACGACAACCACUUCUGCGCCGUCAACGCCCGCUUCCUGGCCAUCGUCACCGAGAGCGCCGGCGGCGGCUCCUUCCUCGUCAUCCCGCUGGAGCAGUGCAAGAACCACCGCGUGAACCGCGUCGUGUUCCUGGGGAGCACCAAGCGGCUGCUGACCACGGGCGUCUCGCGCUGGAACACGCGGCAGAUCGCGCUCUGGGACCAGGAAGACCUGUCCAUGCCGCUCAUCGAGGAGGAGGACGACGGGCUCUCGGGCCUCCUCUUCCCCUUCUACGACGCUGACACACACAUGCUCUACCUGGCCGGCAAGGGCGACGGCAACAUCCGCUACUACGAGAUCGGCUCCGAGAAGCCCUACCUGAGCUAUCUCAUGGAGUUCCGCUCGCCGGCGCCGCAGAAGGGCCUGGGUGUGAUGCCCAAGCACGGGCUGGACGUGUCGGCCUGCGAGGUUUUCCGCUUCUACAAGCUCGUCACCCUCAAGGGGCUCAUCGAGCCCAUCUCCAUGAUCGUGCCGCGGAGGUCGGAAACCUACCAGGAGGACAUUUACCCCAUGACGCCGGGCAUGGAGCCGGCCCUGACGCCGGACGAGUGGCUGAGCGGCAUGAACAGAGGUAGCGGGGGCUGCAUGCGGGACACGAAACGGCCAGGGAGAGAUGCGGAGCACUGGGCGCCCGCGGCGCCGCCGUCCCCAGCGCUCCCGGCAGCUCCGUCUCCUUUCCCCAAGCUGCUCCGCAUGUUCUUCCGUCAGCAAGACGAGAUCCGCCGGCUGAAGGACGAGCUCGCGCAGAAGGACAUCCGCAUCCGGCAGCUCCAGCUGGAGCUCAAGAACUUGUGCAACAGCCCCAGGAACACUUAACUUCCCAGGACGUUUUCUAAAUAAACUCUCCUUGUUUAUACUCGCUCUUUAAUUUUGUCGUACCCACUCACACAGACCGUGAGCCAGAAGUCGAGCGACCUGCCAAGAGGCCACACGCUAACUGGAAAUACGUCCUUGUAGUCUUGUCUAGCACUAAAAAGGCUC